UCCGCAAGAGCAGCAUCUCUGUGUUUUGUCCUACUAUCGUCUCACAAUUAUGAAGGAUUAAGGAUAUACUCUCUCUCCAUUCUUACCACCUUUUGUAUAUUAUUCGCUAUAAACGAUAUUUGCAGAUAAAACGCAUUGAUUGAUGUUAUAAUGGAGAAAUCACCCAGUAGUAGAAUCGAAUAAAUACACCCAAUCGAGAAAUUCCGCUCUGCUUCUAACUCACUAACCCCAAACAGAAGCUCAGAUUCUCUAUUGGAUUCGCACCACUAGUUCGAUUCAGUAAUGUCGCUGUUUCGCAAGUUGUUCUACCGCAAGCCGCCUGAUGGCCUUCUCGAGAUCUGCGAGAGAGUUUAUGUGUUUGAUUGUUGUUUCACAACUGAUUCUUUGGAGAAACAAGAUUACAAAAGCUAUGUGGGAGGCAUUGUCAACCAACUCAGAGAAAACUAUCCUGAUUCUUCAAUCUUAGCUUUUAAUUUCCGACAAGGGGAGACGCAGACCGAGAUAGGGAGUGUUUUGACAGGAUAUGAUAUGACCGUAAUGGAGUAUCCUCGCCAAUACGAAGGUUGUCCGCUCCUCCCAAUGGAGGUUGUUCACCACUUCUUAAAAUCUAGCGAAAGCUGGCUGUCACUAGGGAUCCAAAAUUUGCUUCUCAUGCACUGCGAACGUGGUGGUUGGCCUGUUUUAGCUUUCAUGUUGGCUGCUUUGCUGAUCUACAGAAAGCACUACAGUGGGGAAUUUAAGACCUUGGACAUGGUGCACAAACAAGCUCCUCGAGAGCUUUUAUACUUGAUGUCCCCCUUGAAUCCAAUUCCUUCUCAGUUAAGGUACUUGCAAUAUGUGACAAGGAGAAACGUCGCAACAGAAUGGCCACCGAUAGACCGGGCACUCACCUUGGAUUGUAUUAUUAUGAGAAUGAUUCCUAAUUUUGACGGCAAGGGUGGUUGCCGACCAAUAUUUUGUAUUUAUGGACAAGAUCCACUUUCUGUUUCUGAGCGUGCACCCAAGGUAUUAUUCUCGACUCCAAAGAGGAAUAAAGCUGUUCGACACUACAAGCAGGGUGAAUCUGAAAUAAUAAAGGUUGACCUCAAUUGCCACAUUCAAGGUGAUGUUGUGCUGGAAUGUAUCAGCUUGGAUGAUGACAUGGAGCGGGAAAAGAUGAUGUUUCGUGUCAUGUUUAACACUGCUUUUAUAAGGUCAAAUAUUUUAAUGCUCAAUAAGGAUGAUAUUGAUAUUUUAUGGAAUGCAAAGGAACAAUUUCCUAAGGACUUCAGGUCAGAGGUUCUUUUCUCUGAGAUGGACACUACCACUUCCCUGGUUCGUGUGGACUCCUCCUGCUUUGAGGAGAAGGAUGGCCUUCCAGAGGAGGCCUUUGCUAAAGUUCGUGAAAUGUUUAAUAGUGUGGAUUGGUUAGUUCCGAAGGGAAAUUCUGGAGUUGAAGUUCUAAAGGAGAGCCUUGCAGGAUUAGAUGUUCAAUCUCUUGCUAAGAGCCACACAAGUCUAAGUUCUGAGAACCAGUCUGAUUUAUCACCAAAAUUUUCCCAAAACACUGAUACGGCUAGUAUUCAAGCUGACCACCAAUUUUCACCGACUGAUAUGACGGCAGUCAUAUCCUCGAAGUUAACGCUAAUCCCUUCUGGUGAUCAUUCUCCACCCUCAUUGACUUCACCACAUCAUCAAUUUUCUAUAACAAAAACUCUUCAUUUGUCACCCAGACAACAAUAUGAAACAAAGGCUCAACCGAGUCUUACAGCUGAGGCCAAAGAUGUUUCUCCUUUAUGUGCACCUAAAGAAACAUCAUAUGCUAAAACCUCACCUACAAGUGCACCAUCUCAGUCAGCAAGAGAUGCAGGUGCCUCUUUUGGACCUUCUCUUUAUAGUCAACAAACUUCACCUUUUACCCAUUCAAAGGAUAAAAUCGGCUCUGUAAGUGCAGCUCAUUCUCUCCCACUUCUGCCACUGGAGACCGCUAGUGGCCGCCCUUUUAGGGACGAAAAUAUAUCAUUUUCAGCUGAAGAUUUGCCAGAAGCCCCUAAAGCCGAAGCUCCUCCAACUCCUCCUGUGUCUGAUCUGCAUGCAGCUCCUACUGGGGUUAAAACAGCUCCUGUAUGUGGUCCAGCACAACCUGCACCUAUUCCUUCUUCACCACCACAACUACCACCACCUCCUAAGGAAAGUUUUAGCGGUGGGGAGUCCACUCCACUUUCUGGGGUUGGUGCAUCUCCCACAACCCCGAGUAUGGGGCAUAGCUCAGGCGCAGUAUCUGUGCCUUGUCCCCCGCCACCCCCUCAGCUCCUGGAAGAGAUAUCUGGUGGAGGAGGGCCUCUGUGUCCUAUACCUCCUCUGCAUCCCGUGGGACCUAAUACUCCACCAAAUGUAUCUCCACCACAGCCUCCUCCACCCCCUGCCAUCCCCACUACCAAGAGUUCUUCAAAUAUUCCUUCAGCACCUCCUCCACCUCAUUCUACAAACAAUACUGCUAGUGGAGGCAGUUUGCCUGGAGCUCCGUCUCCCCCUCCACCUUUGGCCCCUCUACCUGGGACAAAAGGGAAAGCCUUGUUGUCGCGUACACAGGUUUCAAAAAAUAACCAAUCGAAAAAAUUGAAGCCAUUGCACUGGCUAAAAAUAUCAAAAGCUGUUUCAGGAAGCUUGUGGGCUGAGAAUCAAAAAUCUGAAGCUUCUAAGGCUCCGGAGAUUGAUAUUUCAGAACUUGAAUCUCUCUUCUCAGCAGCAGUUCCAAAUAAAGGUCAAGGGGGCAGAAAAACUGGUUCACUAGCUUCAAUAAGCAGUAAACCUGAAAAAGUGCAAUUGAUAGAACACAGGCGUGCAUACAACUGUGAAAUAAUGCUGUCAAAAGUGAAGAUACCCUUGCAAGAUAUGCUGCAUUUGGUUUCAAGUGUUUCCAUAAUAGCAUUUUCGGCAAAUUUACAGAGUUCAGUACUUGCCUUGGAAGACUCUGCAUUAGAUGUCGAUCAGGUUGAUAACCUAAUCAAGUUUUGUCCAACUAAAGAUGAGAUGGAAGUUCUGAAGAGUUACAAAGGUGAAAGAGACAAUUUAGGCAAAUGCGAACAGUUCUUUUUGGACUUGAUGCAUGUGCCACGGAUAGAACAUAAGUUGAGAGUUUAUUCCUUUAAAAUUCAGUUCCGUGCCCAGGUUUCUGACCUCAGGAAGAGUUUGGAUGUGGUGAAUUCUGCUUCAGAUCAGAUCAGGGGUUCUGCUAAGUUGAAAAGAAUCAUGCAAACAAUUCUUUCUCUGGGUAAUGCUUUAAACCAGGGAACUGCUCGAGGAUCUGCUGUGGGGUUCAGGUUGGAUAGCCUCCUCAAACUUACUGAGACUCGUGCCCUGAAUAAUAAGAUGACCCUGAUGCAUUAUUUGUGCAAGGUUCUUUCGGACAAAUUGCCGGAGCUUCUUGAUUUUUGGCAAGACCUUUCCAGCCUGGAACAUGCGUCAAAGAUACAACUGAAAUUUUUGGCUGAGGAGAUGCAAGCUAUUAACAAAGGGCUUGAAAAAGUUAUGCAGGAGUUGUCCAUGGCAGAAAGUGAUGGCCCUGUCUCCGAACACUUUUGCCAAGCUCUGAAGGAGUUCCUUUGUUUUUCCGAAGGUGAAGUCAGGACAUUGGCUUCACUUUAUGCUACAGUGGGGAAGAAUGUAGACUCAUUGAUCCUAUAUUUCGGGGAAGAUCCUGCGCGUUGCCAAUUUGAGCAAGUGAUCUCGACUCUCUCCAACUUCGUAAAGAUGUUCAAGCAAUCCCACGAGGAAAACUGCAAGCAGAUAGAGACCGAGAAAAAGAAGGCAGAGAAAGAAGGCGCAGCAGAACCUACAAAGAUGAAUGCCUCUGAUACUGGACAUUUGUUACAGUCACAAGUUAAUAGUGUCAAUUAACUGGAACCAAAUUUGGGUGAAGCAGAGUUUGAUAAAUUUACGUUCCGGAUUGGCUGAAAUGAUCUUUCUGAACUAAACUGCCCGCCUUGCUGGGAAGCCGCCCGAUGAUGGUCUAUUCCUCUGUUGGAUAGUUCGGUGCAGAAGAAUUCCGUUAUCAAAUAUGAUGAGGUGUGUUAAGCUCUAUGUUCUCUUUUAUUCCUUUAUAGCUGGAGAGAGAUUUUCAUCUGAUGCCUCAAGUCGGUUCGUGUUGGAAUUUCAGAAGAAUGAAGGUCGUGCGACUUUUUUUUACUGGCCAACGUUCCAUGUAGCAUCUCUUAGGCUCCUAAAAUCUAGUAUAAGAUAUUCUCACACACUUUUCUUUCUUUCUUUCUUUGUGUGGGGUACAUAGUUGGUUGUUUCAAAUACGUUGUACAGUAAUCUUAUUCGAGCUUCAAAUAAAAUUUCGUUGAGGGUGUA
Molecule: messenger RNA, 4335 nt
Organism: Salvia hispanica
Lineage: Eukaryota; Viridiplantae; Streptophyta; Magnoliopsida; Lamiales; Lamiaceae
Product: formin-like protein 18
Source: RefSeq, a predicted model, not a curated record